AUGGAGGUGAGUUUAAGAAAUGGUAGAGAUCUUGAUCUAGAGCAAGAAAUUGCUCACGAAAGCCGACCAACUGAAACACUCGUGUCAGUACCAAUCGAUGUAGAUGAUUCGACAGGGUUAACAAAGGUGACGGUACAAUAUGCACCAGCUGAAUCUAGCAAAGAAAAAGAGGUUGCGAAGGAAACUGAGUUAGUGAAAGAGAAGGCAGUCAAAACAGAGCUCGGGCAGGUUCAAACUCAAAUUACAGGAAAGAAGCGGCCUCCAGCACCGUUCCCCCGGAGAUUGGCCAAAUAUAAAAAAGAUGAGCAGUAUAAGAAAUUCAUGGAGGUGUUGAAGCAAAUCCAGGUGAACAUUCCAUUGAUUGUCGCCUUGAAGGAAAUGCCUGGUUAUGCUAAAUUGAUGAAGGACUUGAUGUCUCGUAAGUUCGACUUUCAAGAGUUGGCCACGGUUACACUAACUCAGACAUGUAGCGCGGUUGUAAUGAGACCCAUAAAUGAGAAGUUGUCUGACCCAGGGAGUUUCACAAUCUCACACACAAUAGGCAACUAUGCUUUUGCUAAGGCACUUUGUGAUUUGGGGGUGAGCAUAAAUCUGAUAUCCUUGGCUAUUUAUAAAAGGUUAGGCAUUGGAAGAGCAAGACCCAAAUCCAUGUUACUACAGCUAGCCGACCGAACGAUGAAGAGGCCCUCAGGUAUACUUAAUGAUGUGCUAGUGCAGGUUGGAAAGUUUGUGUUUCCGACAGAUUUUGUCAUUCUGGACUGCCGGAUGAGACUGAACGAUGAAGAGAUAAUGUUCAAUGUGCAGAAAUAUAUGCUGCGACCCAGUGAAUUUGCUAACUGCUCUCUAAUAGAGGCUGUGGAUGUGAUUUUGGAGGAGGAAGAUGAGACUCUGAACGGACAAGAUCCUCUAGCAGCCUACCUCAUGAACUUAUAA
Nicotiana tabacum (common tobacco) is the source of this 933-nucleotide messenger RNA. Lineage: Eukaryota; Viridiplantae; Streptophyta; Magnoliopsida; Solanales; Solanaceae. The record is from RefSeq and is a predicted model, not a curated record.